GAGAGCAGCUCAUUUGCUUGCCCUAUUAAUAACCCCCCUCUUCCUUCUCCGUUUCAAUACCCCUGCUCUCACCUCUGUUCAUGUGGAUAUCCAUGGUGAUGAUGGAUGCGGACCAAGUAACGAGUAUUAAGCUGUUCGGAGCAGUGAUCUUGAAGCAACCCAACGAGGAGAAAGAGGAGGAGGCAGCGGCGCCGCCGCCCAGGGAUGUGCAGGACGAAAUGGCGGCGGCAAGGGAGGCCGCGGCGGCCGUGGCUCUUCCCUGCCCGCGGUGCAAGAGCAAGGAGACCAAGUUCUGCUACUUCAACAACUAUAACGUCAACCAGCCGCGGCACUUUUGCAAGGCGUGCCACCGCUACUGGACCGCCGGCGGCACGCUGCGCAACGUGCCUGUCGGCGCCGGCCGCCGGAGGGGGAGGCGCGCGCCGGACCACCCCGCCUCCUCGGCGUGCGUAUUGCAGUACCCGGCACCGCCGUACGUGGUGUCGAGGUGGCUGCUGCGGCCGGAGUCGCCGGCGAGGGAGGGGUGCGGCGGACCUUUCAACGGUGGUGCCCUUAGUUGACUCACGUGCGUACGGUGGCGGCAGGCUUGCUGUGUUUAUCAAUUAGAUGCCGCUUUUAAUAUAUAUAUAUAUCUAUAUAUAUAUAUUUUUCCUUUUGUAAUUUUUGGUAAUUUUACGGUGGGGUUCAGAUUUCAGUGAUAUAAACCGUGGUUGGUUGCUUUUUUUUAUUUCAAAAACAAAU
Molecule: messenger RNA, 741 nt
Organism: Zingiber officinale
Lineage: Eukaryota; Viridiplantae; Streptophyta; Magnoliopsida; Zingiberales; Zingiberaceae
Product: dof zinc finger protein 5-like
Exons: 1
Coding region: 81-560 (159 amino acids)
Biological process (GO): regulation of DNA-templated transcription
Molecular function (GO): DNA binding; DNA-binding transcription factor activity
Source: RefSeq, a predicted model, not a curated record